AUGGAAAAGUUCAAUCUUGAUUUCCGGCCGGAUUUCAAACGAGAUGUGAAACCAGAUUUCAAACCCGAUUUCAAGAUCGGAGAGAAACAACAAUCUCCUCCUAUAUCGACUCAAUUCGUGCAGUCUCCAUCGUCACAUUCGCAUCUGAAUAGAUCGUCAUCCUCCAGUCCGUCGUCAACUGUGUCUUCUAAUACAGACCAGCAUUCUAAUAACUCUAAUAAUUCUAAUAACAGCAGUUCCAACAGACUGGUUAGAGUUAUCGACACUGUAGUUGCACUGUACUCAUAUCAGUCAGACAAGCCAUUCUCAUUAUCGUUUAAGAAAGGCGACAACAUCUAUGUCAUCUCGAAACUGCCGUCUGGCUGGUGGGAAGGUGUGACUCCAUCUGGUAGUCAGGGCUGGUUCCCGUCAAACUAUACACAGGUGGUUCCAGGAGCGCAACAGAAUCAGCUGUUAUUUGACUCGCGACCUUCAAUUGCAUCACACACAUCGAACGAUUCGAUGGACCCAUUAGCACCGGCAACCCUUGCUGACGACGACCCAUGGGUGUCGAACCUGUCAUCAUCGACCACCAGUGCUCAUAGCAGUUCGGCCAGUUACGCCCGUUCCAACAGUAUUGGAGGCAUGACGGGGACAGGAAUCCCUCUUACCACCACUCUCAGCAGCAACAGCGGUAUUUACACAGGUAGUCGAAAGGGUUCAGUCACCAGUUACGAGUCGAGCAUCACCGAAGAACUGACCCACAACGCCGCUGCCACUGACAACGGGUUCACUGCCACCAAAUCCACCAAUGCCCCCUGCGAGUCGUACACACGAGUCAACACAUCCAGCGACACAUACAACUAUCCCCCGUCGUUCUGGCUUCCACAAAUCAACAACUCCGGCAAACUUAUCUUCAUGAACGCCGGCAGACUGCACGUAUCCAGUCAGAUUCCCUGGGAAAAAGUGGACGUCAACUCCCUGGACAAGGAGAUCAUAUACCCCAACUCCCUCACUGUACCCCAGGACCUCAUUCAGGCGCCCCGUGUGCCCACCUCCAUCUCCGAAGGCAACCGCCUGUUCGAAAAGUCGGUCGAUCCCUAUGCUGACCUGGUAAGUUUUUUGUGGCCCCCUCGCUGCCUCCGGCGGCUGGGGCUCCGCCCCAGACCCUGGCUGCUCCUCUCGCUGCGCUCGAGUCGUUGCGUCGACGAGCCCAGUCUCUCCUGCGAAGCAGGAGCAACCAGGGUCUGGGGCGGAGCCCCAGCCGCCGGAGGCAUGUGCCCCUCCUGUACCAUGCUAACGAGACUCUAG
This is a messenger RNA of Sugiyamaella lignohabitans, 1290 nucleotides long. RefSeq lists its product as uncharacterized. The coding region runs from base 1 to 1290 and encodes 429 amino acids. The transcript has a single exon. Lineage: Eukaryota; Fungi; Ascomycota; Dipodascomycetes; Dipodascales; Trichomonascaceae. Gene Ontology annotation, molecular function: protein binding. The record is from RefSeq and is a predicted model, not a curated record.